Molecule: messenger RNA, 1886 nt
Organism: Paramecium octaurelia
Lineage: Eukaryota; Ciliophora; Oligohymenophorea; Peniculida; Parameciidae
Source: the annotation of a GenBank genome assembly
AUGGAAGAAAUAAAUACUUAAAAAUAAGAGGAUUCCCCAGCUCCCUCUGGAAGUUGAAUUGUUACUGUUGCGGUUACAAAAGAAAAAAUAUAGCCUGAAGAAGACUUUGAAUUAUAAGCACUAUUUUAUAAACUUAAUUCAACAAUUGAUGAAACACCAUUUCAUGAAACAAAAUGCCAAAAAUAGAAGCAAGAUUUAUCUUACAAGGCUGAGUUCAUUAUGACUCAUUUUAUAAAGUUCUAUAUUUAUUAGCUGGUAAGAUUUAAAUUUUUAAAGUUAGAUGUUUUACAUUUUUGGACCAUUUGUUUAUCUAUUCCUUGUUAAUAAACCAGCUUUAAUGUUUAACUUAGGAUUUUGGUCCUGUAGAUAAGAUGUAGUUUUUUAAUAUAUUUAAUGGGUAGGACAUAUAGUUUGCCUUUUAAUGUAUUUUUAUUUCAAAUCUCUUUCCUCAUUAGAAAUCGGUCAAUUAUGGUUUUCAUUAUUAACCAGAUCUAUUAUAGUUGCUGCCAAAUUCUCCACUCUUAAUGAGGAGCGAGUUGCACUAUAUGAAAAUACACUUUUAAGUAAGAACAUUAUUUAUUUUGAUGUUGUAUUAUUUGAUUGGGCAAUUCAAUCCAAAAAAAUCAAAAAUUUAGAAAUAGCAAAAGCAGCCAAAAGACAUGGUUUUGAUACAUAAUUCUUUUACUUUGAUUUUUUAGUUGAACCAUUAAAAGAAACACAAAAUGCAUUAUUUGAUGACAAAGAAACCUAAUUAAAUCUCCCUCUAAGGGGACUUAUAGUGGAAUAAAUUUGAUUUCCUAUUUUAUUGAUUCGUAUUAACAGCUAAACACAAGAAAAAAUCAAGUUAGCGUGGCUCUCCUAAUCAGCUUUAUUGUUGUAAUCACUCCAAAAGUUUUAGCUUAUGAGAGAUAUCUAUAAAACCCAGCUGAAAUAUUCUUGAAUAUCAUCUGUGGAGUAUUUUAGAUUCUUUAAUUUAAUUGCAUAUUCUUAUACCUACUGAUUUCACUUGAAGAUAUGAAAAGAAAAAUAUUUUUAUUAGAUUAAGUGUAUUAUUUAAUCAGCACAAAAAGAGUACGUUGUAAUGAAUUUAAAUUAACACCAACAAUUGAUAUCAAUUGUCCAAGAACCAUAGAGGCCUGGAGUAUGUUAAGAUCUAUAGCCUUUGAUUAUGGGGCCUCUUACCACAUAAGGAACUAAAUCUAUCAUACUAUUUUAAUUUUAUGUUCUGUUGCAAGUAUUAUUUUUGCUUUUUAAAUUAUUUUGGAUUAUUUCUAACUGGAUUAUUACUAUUUGAUUACUUUAGGGAUUGUCUUUUUAAUAUUUUUGUUUUUUAUUUCCUUAUAUUUGUUAAGUACAGCUAAAAUUAAUUAAUUUUUUGAAGAUUUUAUAUUUCAUAAUAGAAAUAAUUGUCUUUAUUUACAAGGGGUAUGGAUUAUUUUACCCUCCAAAUAAAAUAGGAAUUGAAAUAUUCUUACAAUUUUUAUUGGCAUUCUGCUAAUUCCCUCGAUUGAUAUUAGGAUCGAUUGGCAAUAAAACUGAAUCUCCAUCAUAAAUUUUAUGGUACCCAAAAUAACUAUUUUAGGUUUGUUUUACUGAUUUUCCCUUGCAUAUUCCUUUAUAUAUUUUUCAUAGUCUUAUAAACUUAUGUUGUAAUUUUAGAGAUAAUAAUAAAUGUGAUUGCGUUGAUAUUUAUUGUCUUCGAAUUUGUAUUUAGUUUAUCAGCAUUUUUAACUUUAAAAACUAUGAGAAGCAACAAUGAGUUGAAAAUUAUAAAUAUUUAUAUAUAGUUAGUGAGCAAUAAAAAAUUUACAUUAUAAAAUUUAAUAUUAUAAAUGGAGGACAAUAGAAGAAUAAUUCAUGAUAAAGAAUCAUUAAUUAGCAAUUGA